CACUGUCAUUACAAAAAGUGUAAGCUGUUAGUUGUGAUGUCAUUUAUGUUAUACUUAACUUGUGUUUUGUAACCUAGGGGAUUACAUGGGUGUAUAUAUAUUCAAGUGAUUUCAAACUAGCUGACAUACACAUGCACACAACGUUAAACCGUCUUCGUGAGUUCACUGAGAGAUUUCAUUGCAUUUACAUUGACAUUCAUCUUCGCUGUUCAAAAUGAGGGAAUGCAUUUCAGUCCACGUCGGACAGGCUGGAGUUCAGACCGGAAAUGCAUGCUGGGAACUGUAUUGUUUGGAGCACGGCAUCCAGCCUGAUGGUCAGAUGCCCUCAGACAAGACCAUUGGAGGCGGUGACGACUCCUUCAACACCUUCUUCGGUGAGACCGGAUCUGGUAAACACGUACCCAGGGCUGUCUUUGCUGAUCUGGAACCUACUGUAGUCGAUGAGGUCAGAACUGGUACUUAUCGUCGUCUCUUCCACCCAGAACAACUUAUUACAGGCAAGGAAGAUGCUGCAAACAAUUACGCCAGAGGUCAUUACACAGUCGGAAGACAACUUGUCGAUCAGGUGUUGGACAGAAUCCGAAAAUUGGCUGACCAAUGUACUGGUCUCCAGGGAUUCCUCAUCUUCCACAGUUUCGGAGGCGGUACUGGGUCAGGAUUUACAUCACUUCUCAUGGAACGUCUCAGUGUUGAUUACGGGAAAAAAUCAAAACUUGAAUUCGCCGUCUACCCAGCACCUCAAGUCUCCACUGCCGUCGUAGAACCAUACAACGCCGUCUUGACCACUCACACAACUCUUGAACACUCCGAUUGCGCUUUCAUGGUAGACAACGAAGCCAUAUACGAUAUCUGCAGACGUAACUUGGACAUUGAGAGACCAACAUACACAAACCUUAACCGUCUUAUCGGUCAGAUCGUCAGUUCAAUUACUGCUUCCCUCAGAUUCGACGGUGCUUUAAACGUAGACCUGACCGAGUUCCAGACCAACUUGGUACCAUACCCACGUAUCCAUUUCCCUUUGGCUACAUACGCACCAGUUCUUUCUGUUGAAAAAGCUUAUCACGAACAAUUAUCUGUAGCUGAAAUUACAAACGCAGUGUUCGAACCAGCAAAUCAGAUGGUCAAAUGCGAUCCAAGACACGGCAAAUACAUGGCUUGCUGUAUGUUGUACAGAGGAGAUGUUGUUCCUAAAGAUGUCAACGCCGCCAUUGCUACCAUCAAAACAAAGAGAACCAUCCAGUUCGUCGACUGGUGUCCAACUGGUUUCAAAGUUGGCAUCAAUUACCAGCCACCAACUGUUGUACCAGGAGGUGACUUGGCUAAGGUACAGAGAGCAGUAUGUAUGUUGAGCAACACCACUGCCAUUGCUGAGGCAUGGGCUCGUCUUGACCACAAAUUUGACUUGAUGUACGCCAAGCGCGCCUUCGUCCAUUGGUACGUCGGAGAAGGUAUGGAAGAAGGAGAAUUCUCAGAGGCCCGAGAAGAUAUGGCCGCUCUCGAGAAGGACUAUGAAGAAGUCGGUGUGGAUUCAAUUGAUGAAGAGGGAGAAGAAGAAGCAGAAGAGUAUUAAGUGCAGUAUUCAGAAAUAAUCAAUAAAUAAUAUAUUUAUAUUAAUGUAUACUAAGUAUACGAAAUGUAGCAAUAAUAUAUGUUAUAUCAAAUAAGUAGUAGUUUUAUUUGUCAUUUUAAAAGACGAACAACUUGAUUUAAUAAAAAAAACCAACAACGAUGAAAUCCCCAUAGUAUAUUCCCGUUUAUCAUAAAGUUUAUGUUUUUGGUUCUUCUAUCACACAUCUUAUGCAUAUACGACACAGGGAGAUACACGUUCGAUCAUUUAAAAAAUACAUUUUGCCAAACACUAGUCAUAGCGGAGGUGGUAUAUUGUCCGGAUAUCCAGUAUAUG
Molecule: messenger RNA, 1903 nt
Organism: Mytilus trossulus (common blue mussel)
Lineage: Eukaryota; Metazoa; Mollusca; Bivalvia; Mytilida; Mytilidae
Product: tubulin alpha-1A chain-like
Exons: 3
Coding region: 215-1570 (451 amino acids)
Biological process (GO): microtubule cytoskeleton organization; mitotic cell cycle
Cellular component (GO): microtubule; cytoplasm
Molecular function (GO): structural constituent of cytoskeleton; GTP binding
Source: RefSeq, a predicted model, not a curated record